Molecule: messenger RNA, 2262 nt
Organism: Penicillium egyptiacum
Lineage: Eukaryota; Fungi; Ascomycota; Eurotiomycetes; Eurotiales; Aspergillaceae
Source: the annotation of a GenBank genome assembly
AUGGAUCAUGUAGCACGAGAUCUUUCGAGCGACACAGAAUCCUCUUCCGAAGCAUUUAUCGCAACUCUAUUACAUGACAAACCAGAGCAUAAGCACUUGGAUGUGUUGACUGAGCUUUUGACACGGAGUUCCGAAAUCAAUGAGCGCGUUGCUUCAUCUAUCAGCGCCGCUUGGCACUGGAUAUGCGAGAAUGAUCUUUGGUCUACGAGGUACGAGAGCCUUAGCGAGUACCGGAAGGCCAUCGGAUAUACGGAAACUGUACGACCGAUUGUACAGCGACAAAAGAAAUCAGAGCGAGCGAAACGAUCAAGUAUCCAAACGAUCUUUCGCUACUGGAAUGUUCCCUAUGACAAGGCUCUUCCGAUAAAUACUCGCCCAUUAACUUGGAGCAAACAUUUGCUUUCAUUGAUAGCCUGUUUGAGCAAGCACAGGGGUCAUCUGGACUCUGUCUCACUUCUCGAAGACAGCAUGAAACACAGACCAGAACGUGGACGCACUACGAAUCGACUCAUGGCAAGUGAUGUUCAGCGGGCAUUAGAGAGUCUGGGGAUACCACAGACACGCUCAGCAACACGGGAAUCCAAAAAUUCCCGAAUCUCCUCAAGCUCGGCUCGGCACAAAGGCACCGAUGGUGUCGCUCAGGCUGGCUCCUCAUCUUCCACCAUCCAUUCAGAAGUAUCGUCCCUCCCCAACACACCGCUCUCGUUGGGAGUCUCGCCUACACAAGGGUCACGAACAAGCGAAGAGGCAAACGAAUGGCUGUGCUGUGGAUGUAUUCCAAUAUGCUUGCCACUGAUUGCCCUAAUCUCGCCUCCUGAAGCGAGGCUCGGAAAGAGGCUUCUGGCGGCAUUGGUGGACUGGGCACAUACAAUAUCGUGGGGUAGCUUUUGCUCCGACCACCUGAUGCGACUUGCCCAGUUUAUUCUGGGAGACGAUCCCUGUGAUAGAACUAGGACUGAAGUAAUUCAGAGUCUGGAGGCCCUCCGUUCGCGUGAAUGCCAUAGUUCCAUCUGCGAUCACCCAUCUAUCUCUGGUCCCAACCUUUGCUCAAAUACGGAGCUGCUUUCUCGUUAUACGGGGUCUGCCGAUGCCUGGUGGCGUUGGCAAAGAGAUGGAUUUCUCCAUAUUCCUGGUUUCUUUUCCUACAUGGAAGAGCUUGGCGUGUUCAAACGGGUCAGAAAGUACCUCAACAGAAGCGGCAUUAAAGAAGACGAUUCCACGCUCGGCCAAAACAUGAUUCAGCGAUGCUACAGGAUGCUAUCUCAAAUGGUACAACGGGAUCCAGCGUAUUAUGCUGUUCUCGUCGCAUGCAGACCGGACCGAAAUUCGAAACUCAUUCAUCGCCCGGCCCAAUAUCAACAACGCACUGGUUUCCAAAACGACGAUGUAGGAUUCGGCGUCCCAGUCGACCGUAUUAAGUCAAUGGUUCAAGGAGAAGACACAAGCGACAUCCAGAGUACUGUCAUCUUCCCGACAUGUGAGACCACACAAAAAAUCCGACUGGUCCCAGGGUUCCAUCGCCAAUUGAAAUGGCUGCAGAGCUCAUUGGAAUUGAAGUACGGAAAUGGAUACAAAGUAUUUGGUGAAGCUCAAGAGAUUGUGCUACAGCCAGGGGAUUUAGUCAUUUGUCUUCCGCAAAUUCUCCGAUGGCCAAAGACCUUUUCCUCCUCAAACUUUCUCAAUCUAUCGCAGAUUGGGCUGGACAACGGCUUCACCGCAACCCUUGAAGAGCCAAGUGAGAGGUACGAUGCGGAUAGUUCCAAGGCCUGGGAGCAGCCAGAGCCACAGUUUCACGAUGCCGGACAAACAAUGCACAAAUAUCAGGCGGUAAAAGUGGGCCUUACUGAAGACAGUUCAUGUGGUGUUUCCAGCGCAAUAGGCCAUGCAUUGGCUGGCCGUCUGGAUUGGGAUACCGACAGUGUGAGGGAAGAAAUGAAUUGCAUUCUUGAUUCACAUGGAGCGACAGCGGUCGAAUUUGUCGCGAAGUCACGAGCCCAUUUGGCCAGACAGUUCCACAAGUUAUGUAAUUCAAUUGAGCGAGACUCAGAGCAGGACUCUGCUUGCGGAAUGGAUAGGUGCAAGGAACGACACUACGAACCAGAAUUUUUCCAAGGAGAACUUGAAUACCUUGAGACUCCGAAGUCAUUUAUCGAUCCUUUAGCGUUGAUGUCACCUACGUGGAACAAUCCCUCACUGGAUGAUAUUGUAGCGCAGUUGGAUCAUACUUUCCCUCAACAGCCUAUGUCUUUCAAUUUGCCUUAA